CCUCCUCUGGUCAGGAGGACCCUCCUCUCCAGGGUCACAUGGUAAGCCCCAGCUCUCCGCCCUCUCCGCUCCCAUCGGCCGCACUCCGGACCGGGGCAUGGGGCGAACGCGCAGGGGCUUCUCUGGGUAAUUGUACCCCGCGGGGGGGAGCUAGUAUACUAUACUAUACUAGUAUAAUUCGGGUCACACCGACUUCACCUCAGCCGUAGAGAGCUAUUAGAGCAGUACACCCACACAGAGCACGGCUAGCCUGUCUCCUCAGUGUGUAUAGCCCUCCACAUACACACACAGGACUACCGGUAGCAGCCCGGGCUGAUAGGGCAAUACCAAGAGCGGGGAAACUUCUCCAACUCUCCCUCUCGCAGUCACCGUGACUGGACACCAGGUUUCUAGGAAGGACUUGGAAGUCACCCCCUGGCCAUAUUGUCACAUACUUUGCCCUAGCCUAGUGUUAUUGCAGCAGCAGCAGCUAGUCUUCCCUCCUAAGCUCCCUGAGGGCAGCUCUCUUCCAUUCCAUCCUGUUACUUGUUCUACAAACUGGUCUGUCCUGUUUUCUUCUCUAAUCACCCAGGCAGUCCAAACAAGGAGGGCAAAAGUGGUGCCACAUGUCUGACCUCUGUUACCUCCCCCAUACAGCCCUAGGAGAGCACAAGUCACAGCAACACGUCCACCACCUCAGCUCUGGACAAGCCCUGCUUUUUUUCCUGGAUUUCGCCUCUCCCGGGAACAGAAUGCCGCUGUGAUUAGUUCCCCCCUCCCUGUAGGAAGCUAGAGAUCCAGAGCCUGUCCCAACUUCUUUAUUUUUAAAGGGCUUUCCGAGCGCUCAAUUCUUGGUGUUCUUGACUGGGGGCGCUGGUAUGGCCAUGGUGUCUGGGGGCUGGGGAGACCCCAACGGAGACACGAAUGGAAUGGGGAAGGGUUACCCCAGAAACUCGGAAGAGGACGAAGCUUCGCCUCCCGGAGGAAUAAGCGACCCCGAGCAGGGGGACGAGGAGAGGCCUGGCAUUCAGGUGGAUUGCGUGGUCUGCGGCGAUAAGUCCAGCGGCAAGCAUUACGGCGUUUUCACGUGCGAAGGGUGCAAGAGUUUCUUUAAAAGGAGCAUUCGUAGAAACCUCAGUUACACUUGCAGGUCAAAUCGGGACUGUCAGAUUGACCAGCAUCACCGAAACCAAUGUCAGUACUGCCGACUGAAGAAGUGCUUCCGUGUGGGCAUGAGGAAAGAAGCGGUCCAGAGGGGGCGCAUUCCUCCAGCUCAUUCCAGUGCAAGCCCUACUACUGCUCCAGGUGGUGGUGAAUAUUUUAAUGGACAGCCUGUUUCUGAACUCAUUUCUCAGCUCCUUCGGGCAGAACCUUACCCAACAUCACGUUAUGGAUCACAGUAUACUCAGCAGGGCAGUGUUAUGGGCAUCGACAACAUCUGUGAAUUGGCUGCAAGACUUCUUUUUAGCACUGUGGAAUGGUCCAGGAGCAUCCCUUAUUUUCCAGAGCUUGCUAUGGCAGACCAGGUCUCUCUCUUGCGGCUGAGCUGGAGUGAACUGUUUGUGUUAAAUGCAGCACAGUCAGCCCUCCCACUACACAUGGCCCCCCUGUUGGCUGCUGCUGGUUUCCAUGCUUCUCCAAUGUCUGCAGACAGGGUGGUCUCCUUUAUGGACCAGAUAAGGGUCUUCCAGGACCAAGUAGAGAAGCUUAACAGACUUCAAGUGGACUCAGCAGAGUAUGCCUGCCUGAAAGCAAUUGCCCUUUUUACUUCAGAUGCCUGUGGCCUCACUGACCCAGCUCACGUGGAGACUUUACAAGAAAAGGCUCAAGUGGCUCUUACGGAAUAUGUGCGAGCUCAGUAUCCCUCUCAGCCUCAGCGCUUUGGCCGCCUCCUAUUGCGUCUACCUGCCCUCAGAGCUGUGCCUGCAUCCCUUAUUUCCCAGCUAUUUUUCAUGAGGCUAGUGGGGAAAACACCUAUAGAGACACUUAUUAGGGACAUGCUCCUUUCAGGAAGCAGUUUCAAUUGGCCAUACUCGGCCAGUCAGAAUAACCUGCAGUAGUUGCUACUAUCUCUUGCAGCAUCUUUUACACUACAUAAGGGGCAGUUCUCCGUACUUUAAUCUGUCCCUUUUUAAGCUGUAAUGACAAAGGCACUUCCAGAACUCAUUGUGAAAAGAAUUUGAAAAUUUCAGGAGCUAUUUUAUUCUUAAAAUCUAUGGAUCACUGAGUACUCUGGUCUCAGGAACAAUUCAGAAAGUCAGCCUCUCUAAUUCAUGGACUGAUAUAAUAAUAAUGAAAGCACUAAUUGGGUAUCUAGCUGCUCCACAUGGUGUUCUAGAACACACUCGUAUCACUAACCGUUCCAAUGAAGAUACUAUAUGAUUCACUUGUUUAUGGUAUAUAGCAUAGACUGUGAUCUCUACCUCCAGAAUAUAUACUUUUAAUGUCCUAGAAGAAAGCUGCUGUGAUGAUUUAUUUUUUCUGUUUGCCAUAUAAACGGCAGCUUGUUGGAUCUGUUGUGUAGCGGAAACUUGGUCUUUGCCCUGUAUUUUGAAAGUAGGACUUCACAAAAUCACAUUACAUUAGUAACAUUUAAAAAAUUCUAAUUUAUGUUCUUUACCACACCAUAA
Rana temporaria (common frog) is the source of this 2609-nucleotide messenger RNA. RefSeq names its product nuclear receptor subfamily 2 group F member 6 (gene NR2F6). The record is from RefSeq and is a predicted model, not a curated record. Gene Ontology annotation, biological process: cell differentiation; negative regulation of transcription by RNA polymerase II; anatomical structure development. The transcript has 4 exons. Bases 858 to 2039 code for a protein of 393 amino acids. Gene Ontology annotation, molecular function: nuclear receptor activity; RNA polymerase II cis-regulatory region sequence-specific DNA binding; zinc ion binding. Lineage: Eukaryota; Metazoa; Chordata; Amphibia; Anura; Ranidae.